This is a messenger RNA of Aspergillus versicolor CBS 583.65, 2526 nucleotides long. RefSeq lists its product as uncharacterized. NCBI's taxonomy places the organism in Eukaryota, Fungi, Ascomycota, Eurotiomycetes, Eurotiales, Aspergillaceae. The transcript is spliced from 3 exons. Gene Ontology annotation, biological process: cardiolipin acyl-chain remodeling; inner mitochondrial membrane organization. The record is from RefSeq and is a predicted model, not a curated record. Gene Ontology annotation, molecular function: 1-acylglycerophosphocholine O-acyltransferase activity. The coding region runs from base 1 to 2526 and encodes 841 amino acids. Gene Ontology annotation, cellular component: mitochondrial membrane.
AUGGAUGAUCCGCUAAUGUGGGGAUUUCUCCCCUUGAAAUACAACUUUGGGCUCUCAUCGUCAAAUAGAAGAUGGGGUCUUGCUAGUCAUGACAUCUGCUACCAGACCCGAUCUGCCCAUUCGCAGUACGGUGGUAUCGCGCAACCAGCUGUGACCCAAGCGAUUCGACUCCUAUCUAAAGGACCUUUCCCGGCCGAACCACACCUUGCUUCACCCGAGCGUCAAAGCUGGAGCUUGCAAAAUGUCUGCGUUGACCCGUUUUCCGACCUUCCUACGGCUUACUCCACGGAUGGUUUUGAUUCUCAUCUUGCGCCAUCCGCAUACUCCUGCAAUUCUUUCUCAUGGCUUCAUAUUUUUCCAGAGGGAAAGAUCCACCAAGCUCCGUCCAAAACUAUGCGGUACUUCAAGUGGGGUGUUGCUAGGUUGAUACUCGAGGCGAGCGAAUGUCCCGACAUUGUUCCGAUUUGGUUAGAAGGAUUCGAUCAGGUCAUGCACGAGAGCCGUGGGUUCCCGCGGGGUAUACCGCGACCUGGAAAGGAGGUCAGUGUGACGUUUGGACAAAAAGUGGAUGCUGAAGCGGUCUUUGGCGAAAUGCGCAGUCGAUGGCAGAAGAUCAAGGCGAAGGCUGAGCUGGCUUCUCCAGAAACUCGUGAUCUUCCACUCGGUACUCUGAGUGACGAGCUUCUGUAUGGGGCCGAGGCCGUCGAAUUGCGAAAAGAGGUAACGAAGAAGGUCAGGGAUCUCGUUCUCGACGUCCGCCGGUCUCGAGGACACUCCGAUGAGGAUCCUAAGGCAGGUCUCGUCGAAACGUGGAUCGAGGAGGGACCGAAGCGUGAGGGAAAGAUGGAGGAUGAAUCAUGGCCCGUCAGCACCCCUCACCAUACCUUAGCCACUUCGAGCCCCCUCAGCAACCAAAAUGAUCGAUUCCGUUCACCAGCCUCGCCGAGCGGGGAACCCGAACAACCUUCAGUCAACGACCUGAUCAACCACCUGCGCCGGACACAGGUAUCGCCGUCAUUAUCAGGCAACAGUCGCGGUGUGCCCCGGCAUGUCGUACCCCGCUCUGUCCAUCCAUCCUUGCGAAAUUUGCUCGAGCUCCCCGAAACUCCACCACCCCGCCCCCGUCCCGAUGCUCGCCGCACUGUCAUCGGCGGCCGGCGACUGAGACGGAUACCUGGUCCGCCUCCGCCUGAGAGCUGGCUUUCGGGUGAUACCAGUGCGCAAGAUGCUGAAAAGGCUGAAUUGGACAGCGCUGAGACGGCGAAGGUUAUCCAUCGUCUUGAGCGCCUACCGGGCAGAGAGUUUCCUGCGAAGAGGAGCUUCGUGCAUGCGCUGAUGAAGUCAAUGGCCAUGCAUUGGGCGUGGCAUGUCGCAUAUGAUGGACAAUUCCUUGGCCUAUUGCCCACACAUAUUAAAUUAUUGUUGUUGAGCUAUGUUGGAUACUAUUCCAGGGAACAGCCUCUGGCGGGACUGAUGCGCGGCCUAAAACCCCUGUUCGACAGCGAGGAGCAAGAUCGGAUAGCUGAUGGCGAUUCAGAUGUUACUCAUCUUGAUCUCAGCAGCGCGGUAGGGCGAUGGAUAUCCUUGAAGCAGCUCUCUACGGAACUAUUCCUUCCGAAGAAGGCGCCUUCUCAGAAAGACGCCGCGAAAUCGGUCCCUCUGUCGUGGGAGGAUGAGUACGAGGACGGGGCCGACGCUGGCCCCAGCAAUGCUAUCCCCAAGAUAUUGCAGCCCCUACGGUUUGGGAACCUACAAUAUCUGUCUUUGGCACAUCCGCACCCAUCAUCAGUAAACUGGAAUUCGCUUAUCAGCCUCCUUUCUCGUCUGUCAACAAUCACACACCUCUCUCUAGCGCAUUGGCCAGUCCCAACCGUUACACCGAAUGCUAUCAAUGCCAGCAUUAGACACCCAACGCAUAGAUCUCUCACCUUCGCAUACGGUGGCACCGACUCAUACUCCGCAAUGGAGAACAACUGGGCUGAAUCCGCCGGUAUCCUCCGCAAACUCUCCCGGGUGACAUAUUGCCUGAAGUGGCUAGACUUGGAAGGCUGCGGCGACUGGAUUCCAGCUCUCAAUUGGGAAGGCACCGGUCCCCAGGGCGAGACAUACUCAGCAGGUCCCGAAUGGAACGGGUCAUGGAGAGACAUCGAAUGGAUUCGUCUCGGGCCGGGAUGGCUCCCAUAUGUCGAUGACACUGGAAAUGUCACAGAUGGCGUAAUGGACCUUGCACCUGAAACGAAUGCGGCCAAUCCUCGAUCACUGGCUUCUUCCGCCCACGCUCCAACGGCAGUCGCAUCCGCCGAAUCAUGGGACGUCGAGGAAGAGCGCCAAAAGUAUCGGCUGGCGAAGGAGCUAGAGCGGUUCCGAGAGCAGAUGCGCGCCGCGAAAGAAGUCCAGCGGCGGGUAUUGCGGGCUAGGAAAGAGGGGCGUGGGAAAUGGGUUCAUUUCUCCUUCGGUUUGGAGGAGUUGGCAGAUGAUGUUCGGGACAAACUACUUGGACCAGAGUUGAGAAAUACAUUUCUCUAG